AUGGAGGAGCACAACAAGGAGCUGGAGGAAACUAUGGAAGAGACACGGCUGAGCGACAUAAAAAUGAAACUUGAAAAUGUGACGAAGCUAGAAAAUGAAAUCAAAGCUCUGGACAGCUUGAGGAAACAGAUGGAGGAGCACAACAAGGAGCUGGAGGAAACUAUGGAAGAGGUGUUUCAGGAUUCAGAUGAGCAGCUACAGCAUACUUACGAGAACCACCAGAGGACAGUGAGGGAGAAAGAGCAGAAGCUGCAACAGCACCAGGAGGAGCUGCAGACCUUUGACCAAGAAUACCAGAGAUUGACCAGAGAAACGAAUGAUCUGCUGGUAGAAAAAGGUCGUCUACAACAUGAAGCUGAACGUCACACUAAGAACACUGAGGACCGCGACAGCCUGGUCCACUCUUUGUCAUCCUGUCUGGAGAUGGAGGGUUAUGACCAGCUGCCCUUUGCUGUUUCUCAACUCGAGAGCUUUUACCAUCAAGUCACACAAAGGCUGGAGGAGGAAAAGGAGAGAGUCAGUCAGCUCUUGGCAGAGCUGCAGAAACUGGAGCAGCAGAAGCAGCAGUCUGUUGAUGAAAUGAGGGACAGGAAGACGUACAUGGAGAGAACGGUAGAGAUGAAAAGAGACGAGCAGCAAAAGAAGCAGCAAGAGCUGAAAAACAUCACAGAAGAGCUGCAACGACUGCAGGAUUCAUGUAGUCGACUGCAAGAGCUGGAAAAUAAACUGGCUGAAGUGGAGCGUGAGGAUGCAGUUCAGAGCUCCAGCGUGGAGGAGCUGAAGGCCGAGGUCGAGGAGCUCCAGGAAGAAAAGGCUGAACUCGACUGCACACAGAGACAGCUCGACGAAGAGAUGGAGACACUCAACAUGCACACAGCUGCACUCACACAGAUGGACAUACUGAAAAAGGGCAAAGCCGAGAUGGAGGAGCAGAUUCUUCAGAUCCGGUCUCGUCACUGUGAGGAUCUGGUGUCUCUAUUGGGCCACUUUCCAAACAAGAAAGAGCUGGAGGACUGGGUCUCUUCCAAGUCAAAGGAAAUCAGCAGUACCGGGGACAGACUUACAAAGCUCAAAAUGGACUUGGCAUCAAAUGAGCAGAAUAAAAGCCACAUUACUGCUGAGCUGCUGAAGAAGGAGCUGCAGUUAGCUACAGAUGAAGAGAAGUUCUUGAAUGUUUGCAGCAGUCGAGAUCUGGAGCAGGACCUGAGCAACCUGCAGAGAGAGCUGGACGAGAUAUUCAAGACAAAAGCUCUACUAGCUGGAACUAAAGUGGUGUACACCCAGUUCAUCAGCAAGCUGAGCGAGCACAGGGAGCCCUGCUGCCCCGUGUGCCGACGAUCGUUUCCCUCAGAGUCUGAGGUGCAGGAAGUUGUCAGAGUCUUGCAGUCUAAACUACACCUGGUGCCAGAGAAACUGAAGAUCACUGAGCAGGAUCUGGAGACUUACAGCACAAUUGUGCGUAAACAUAAACAGAUCCAGGACCAGCAGGAGCAGAUUCAGAGGCUGAAAAGUGCAGCGAUAGAGAUGAGAGACGAGCAGCUUCAGCUGAUCAGAGACAAACAGAAGCAGCAGCACCUGAAGGAGCUGAGUGCAGGGAUCACUGCUAGGAUGGAGGGCUUAACCACAGAGAUCAGGGAGGGAAAUGAAGAACUGUGCCCUUUAUCAGCUGCUCUGGAGAAGCUGCAGCAGGAAAAGCAAAAUCUGGUGGAGCAGAAGAAGCAGAGAGAGGAAGAAGAGCAGAAGGAGAUUCGUAACACUGAGGAGAGACUGAAGGAAAUCACUGCUUUGCAAAGAGACGUCACUAAAUAUGUUGAUGAGGGAAGAGACAAAUACAAAGAGGACAAAGAGUCAGAGUAUCGAGCAGCAAUGACUCAGCUCCAAGAGGCUGAGAGGAAUAAAGAGAGGCUCAGCACAGAGAUGGGAAACAUCCAGCAGGACAUAGACACUCAAAAGGUCAAAGAGCGCUGCUUAUGGGACAACCUGACCUUGAGAAAGCACGUUAAUAAGCUGAAGAACAUGGCGGCCAAACGUGCGGCUCUGCAGGAAGAACUGAGCUACAUGCAAGUCUCGCUGCUUCAGCGACAACAUGAGGAAGAGGAAAGCAAGCUGGCCGAACUGAAGAGCGAGCGCAGUCAGGAGCAGGGCGCACAGAAACCCCUGGAGGAGCAGAUACUGGAAUACAGCAAACAGCUGGAGGAAGAUCAGUACGGCAAAGCCGAGGAGCUCCACAGAAACAAGAUGAUUGAGAUGAGAACCACACAGGUGCUCAGCAGAGACCUGAAACUCUACGAAGAGGCUCUAGAUCAAGCCAUCGUGAAGUUUCACAGCAUGAAGAUGGAUGAGAUCAACCAGAACAUCAGAGACCUGUGGCGCAGCACCUACAGGGGUCAAGAUAUCGAGUACAUCGAGAUCAGGUCUGAGGUGGAGGAGAGGUCGGAGAGGCGGAGGAGCUACAACUACAGAGUAGUGAUGAUGAGAGGAGACGCAGACGUGAAUAUGAGAGGGCGCUGCAGUGCCGGUCAGAAGGUGCUGGCAUCCCUGAUCAUCCGGCUCGCUCUUGCAGAGGCCUUCUGUCUUGACUGUGGAAUCCUGGCCCUGGAUGAGCCCACCACCAACCUGGACCGGGAGAACAUCGAGUCCCUGGCAGACGCUCUCGUAGAGAUCAUCAGGACUCGCUCUCAGCAGCGUCACUUCCAGCUGCUGGUCAUCACUCAUGACGAGGACUUUGUGCAGCUGCUGGUUCGGUCCGGGUGCAUCCAGCACUUCUACCGCAUCAGCAAGAACCAGGACCAGAACUCAGAGAUCACAAAGCAGAGCACAGCCUUCCUCUCUGUGUGA
This is a messenger RNA of Neolamprologus brichardi, 2838 nucleotides long. The record is from RefSeq and is a predicted model, not a curated record. Lineage: Eukaryota; Metazoa; Chordata; Actinopteri; Cichliformes; Cichlidae.